GAUCAAGUUGCGAACUUGGGCGAUAUAUGCCAACUGGUAAUUCUCGAGCUUAUCCGGAGAGUCAAUAAGCACCAUCCGGAGAUGAAGGGUGCGCUGUUGAAGGUGGUAUAUACUCUGAGGGAAUCACUAAGCCCUGCAGUGCAGUAUGAGACCGCUAAUACUUUGGUCAUCCUGUCCAAGUCUCAUGUCGCCAUUGGAGCUGCGGCUGAGGCUUACGUGAACCUGGUGAUCACCCAGGCUGAUAAUAAUGUAAAGCUCAUUGUAUUGGACAGAAUAGACCUUCUAAGGAAGCACUACAAGCAGGUAGUAGCUAUGGAGCCGCUGGUCAUGGAUCUACUACGGGGAUUGUCUUCCCCUGCAGUGGAGGUUAGAAGGAAGAUCCUUCACAUCUGCACACCACUGGUGAAUAGUCGUAAUAUUGCUGAUGUAGUUGGUAUGCUGCGAAAAGAGCUCAUCAAGACACAGGACACCAGCACGUCUGAGGGCAAUACUGAGUAUCGUCGCCUCCUCAUACGAGCUUUGCAUCUGACCACAAUACGUGUGGGUGAUGCUACCUUCGCUAGCCAAGUGGUGUCUGUGUUGCUGGACAUCCUCACUGAGCAGACUGAUGUGAAAGCGACGG
Messenger RNA from Perkinsus marinus ATCC 50983, 622 nucleotides. Its product is annotated as coatomer beta subunit, putative. The annotation marks the transcript as partial. The transcript is spliced from 6 exons. Gene Ontology annotation, biological process: intracellular protein transport; endoplasmic reticulum to Golgi vesicle-mediated transport; intra-Golgi vesicle-mediated transport. The record is from RefSeq and is a predicted model, not a curated record. Lineage: Eukaryota; Perkinsozoa; Perkinsida; Perkinsidae. Gene Ontology annotation, cellular component: COPI vesicle coat; cytoplasm.